GAGAGUGAGAGCUCGUUCAUGGCGACUACGCCCCUGCGUUGUUGAGGAGAUCGCAAUGCGAGGAGGGAUCCCCGAGAGUCGAGGAUCAAUGGCCUCGUCUCCUCCCCCCUCCCGAGUCUCUCUCCAUGAUCGCCUCCACCGGGACCUCUCCCCCGCUUUGUUACAAAACCCCUCCACUCCCUCCUCCUCCUCCUUCUCCAACACCAUCGCCACCAUUCCCCUGCCAAAGAGGAGGAAGAAGAAGAGGACGAGGAAGAAGAGAUAAGACGAAUCGGUUGUAGUUUAUAGCACAAUCGCCAUUGUUUCGCCUCAAUGGACGAUCCGAUUGGAACGGAAGUACAGGACCAAGUGUGCCUAGUUUGUCAAAGUUGGCUAGGGCUUUAUCAAGGUGAGAAGCUACUUGUUGCUUGUGAGGGGUGUGGAUUCCCAGUUUGCGGAGCCUGUUAUGUGGUAAUAUUGAAAGCAGGGAGCCAACAAUGCCCAAAAUGCAAUAGCCUUUACAGGAGGCAAACAGGUUCUUAUCCAACUGUUGAUAAUGAAAGACAAUCUACUGCUGAUAUCUCUACUUCAUACUUGAGUUACAUCCUUGAUUCAGACAAUUCAGGAAGCUCGUCAACUAAUGGAGGUUUACGCAGUUCUGUAAACUGUGAAGUGCAAGAUAUAACUAACAACUCAGCGUCUCCAACAAAAACAAGUGUUUCAAUUGAUGUUCCUCAAAGGAGAACUGUACAAAAGCCUCAAAGGGUAUAUACGGAGCUACCUUCACAAUUCAUCAAGGCCGUUGCUUUCUCACAUCAUAAAUUUUGCAUUUGGAGUUGGAAGAAAGCUAGGUCAACACGACCGCCAAAACUGUCAGUCUUUGUGAAUGUUAAAUCUCAUAUUUAUUCAGAAAAGAUUCAGCAGCAAAAGAGCACUGAACAGAAGAUGUCAUCGCCAGGAAGAGACCAAGAGACUCUACUUGAAGAAGAUGAUUCCUGUUAUAUUUCAGAAAGGGAACUCAACGAAAUAAAGAAGCACGAGGAAUUUCGUCAGCCUCUUUCACGAAAGGUGCCGGUCCCCUCCUCAAAGAUCAGUCCAUACAGGGUUGCUGUGAUAUUCAGGCUUGUAGCUUUAGCAUUCUUUUUCCGAUACCGACUGCUUUACCCAGUCAGUGAUGCACAUGGGCUCUGGUUAACUUCAGUCAUCUGCGAAGCCUGGUUUUCUUUCUCCUGGCUUCUGGAACAGCUUCCUAAAUGGAAACCGAUUAAAAGAGAAACUUAUACCCAACGCUUAUCUUUUAGGUAUAAUCUUCCUGGAGAACCAAGUGAAGUUGCUUCCAUUGAUGUUUUUAUUGGUACUGUGGAUCCGAUGAAAGAGCCUCCUCUUGUCACAUCAAAUACCGUGCUCUCGAUUCUUGCCAUUGAUUAUCCGGUGGAAAAGGUCACAUGUUAUGUUUCAGAUGAUGGAGGUUCAAUGUUGACCCUUGAAACUCUAAGGGAAACAUGCCAGUUUGCUAGGACUUGGGUGCCCUUCUGUAAGAAGUUUAAUAUUGAACCCAGAGCUCCUGAAUAUUACUUCUCGCAGAAAGUGGACUAUCUAAAACACAAUAUAUUUCCAUCAUUUGUUACGGAAAGAAGGACAAUGAAGCGGCAAUAUGAGGAAUUCAAAGUCCAAAUCAACGGCCUGGUCGAGAAGUUCCAAAAUACUCCACGUGACUGUUGGAUCAUGACUGAUGGCAAUCCAUGGCCCGGCACUGACUCUCAAAACCAUCCCGGAAUUUUACAGAUUCUAUUGGGCCACAAUGUGCCAAAUGAUGCCGAAGAAGAACUUCCACAGCUUGUCUAUAUAUCCCGUGAAAAGCGCUCUGGUUUCCAUGAUAACAAGAUGGCAGGAGCCAUGAAUUCUCUGCUUCGAGUUUCGGCACUUCUCACUAAUGGGGCUUAUAUACUGAAUCUCAAUUGCAAUCACUAUGUGAACAACAGCAAAGCUUUUUUGGAAGCCAUGUGCUUUAUGAUGGAUCCUAAUAUUAAAGAGAAGGCAUGCUUUGUUCAGUUUCCUCAGAGAUUUAAUGGUGGCGAUGCAAGUGAUAGUUCUAAUCACAGUACUGUCUUCUACGAUGUAAAUCUGAAGGGCCUUGAUGGUAUACAGGGACCAUUUUUUGUUGGCACGGGAUGCUUCUUUAAUAGAAAGGCUUUGUAUGGUUAUGACCCUCCUAUGGAACCAAAAUCGAGCAUCUUAAACUGGUACAAACCAGUAAAGGAUAAAUUGAUUGACAGCAAUGAUCAUUGUGCCUCUACUGUUGAUCUCGAGGCAAACACUACGGACAAUACGGAACCAACCACUCCUGAUAUUAAGUGCACGUCUCUUUUCCAAGGCUUAAAGCAAUAUUUUGGCCAAUCGCCAACUCUUAUAGCUUCAAUUAUUGUCAAGAACGCUACACUUUCAAUGUCUGCAGCACCAGAAGAUCUACUAAAAGAAGCAAUUACUGUUAUGAGCUGUGAUUAUGAAGAGAAUACGGCAUGGGGAAGAAAGAUUGGUUGGAUAUAUGGCUCUCUGACUUCAGACAUACUAACAAGUCUCAAAAUGCAUGUUCGAGGAUGGAGGUCAAUUUAUUGCACGCCUCACCGUCCCGCUUUUAUUGGAACUGCACGGGUCAACCUUUCUGACCGCUUGACUCAAUUACUCCAAUGGGCUCUUGGCUCCAUGGAGAUUCUUUUCAGUCGGCAUUGCCCGAUUUGGUAUGCAUACGGCAGCAGGCUCAAGUGGUUAGAAAGAAUUGCGUACAUCAACGCUACCAUUUAUCCACUCACUUCCAUUCCACUUGUUAUAUACUGUACCGUACCAGCUAUCUGCCUUAUUACUGGAAAGUUCAUCAUUCCACCUAUUAGCGAUAUCAGAAGCAUCUGGCUCGCAGUACUCUUAAUUUCAGUUUUCACGACCGGGCUUCUAGAAUUGAGGUGGAGUGGGGUUGGAACAGAGGAAUGGUGGAGAAGCCAGCAAUUUUGGGUGAUAGGAGGGGUUUCCUCCCAUUUAUUUGCAAUUAUUUAUGCACCAGUUAAAAUUUUAUUAGGUAGAAAAGCAAAUCUAACUGUGUUAACUGGGAAAUUCACUGUGGAUGAUCUCAAGGAGCUCUAUGCCUUACGAUGGACUUCUCUUUUGGUUGUCCCAACAACGAUAAUUAUCAUCAAUCUAUGGGCUAUGAUUUCUGGGAUUUCAUCUGCGAUAAAUAACGAACAUGGAUCUUGGAGUCUAAUGUUCAUAAAGCUGUUCUUCUCAUUCACGGUGAUCUUCCAUCUAUAUCCGUUCUUGAAAGGCUUGUUGGUCCACCAGCAAAAAGUUCCCACCAUUGUUGUAAUUUGGUCACUUCUUCUUGCUACCAUAUUUUCUAUGUUGUGGGUUCGGGUCAAUCCUUUUGUCACAAGGUUUACUGGACCAAAUGUUGAGGAUUGUGGUAUCUAUUGUUAAGAUUGAGUUCAAACUACGAGAACCAAUAUUUCACUAA
Molecule: messenger RNA, 3481 nt
Organism: Ananas comosus (pineapple)
Lineage: Eukaryota; Viridiplantae; Streptophyta; Magnoliopsida; Poales; Bromeliaceae
Product: probable cellulose synthase A catalytic subunit 8 [UDP-forming]
Exons: 13
Coding region: 313-3444 (1043 amino acids)
Biological process (GO): cellulose biosynthetic process; plant-type primary cell wall biogenesis
Cellular component (GO): plasma membrane; trans-Golgi network
Molecular function (GO): cellulose synthase (UDP-forming) activity
Source: RefSeq, a predicted model, not a curated record